CCAAAGUUUCACUCAACGUGGGCUCUCUCUCUACUGAACUUCUCAGGAAUAAAAAGGGGGCGGAUAAACGGAUAAACACUGAAAAGGGAAUAGAAUUCAGAAACGAAUCAGAAAAUAAAGGUCGAUACAGGAAUCAUUGACCGCCAUGGCUCAUCGUGCAACUGCCAGUCCCAUCGAAGUGGACAUGAAGGAGGAGCAUUCGGGGGCUGGAGAGGGAAAUGAGUCCUCCUCCUCAACCACCUCGCUAAGCUCGAGCGUGCUGAAGUAUGAAUACCGGCAUGGACGGCGGUAUCACGCCUAUCAAUCGGGCAGCUACCCAUUUCCCAACGAUCAGCCGGAACAGGACCGGCUGGACAUGAUCCACCAUGUCUUCUACCGACUGCUGAGCCAACGCCUGUACCUGGCGCCCAUCGACCCCAGUGGACUGCGGAUGCUCGACAUCGGCACGGGCACGGGCGUGUGGGCGAUCCAGAUGGGCGACGAGAACCCGACCAUCGCCAAGAUUGUGGGCAAUGACCUGAGUCCCAUUCAGCCCGCCUGGGUGCCACCCAACGUGCAUUUCGUCGUCGACGACAUCGAGAAGGACUGGGUGGGGAACAAGCCCUACGACUACAUCCACUGUCGCUACAUGGCCGGGUCCAUCCGCGACUGGCCCCGGCUGAUCCAGCAGUGCUAUGACAAUCUGGCGCCCGGGGGUUGGCUGGAACUUCAGGAAUCGGCCAACACGCUGUAUUCCGAGGAUGGGAGUCUAAAACCCGAUAGCUGGAUGGUGAAGAUGAUGGAGGGGCUCAUCGAGGCCGGGGACAAAAUCGGGCAGACCCUGGACCCGGCUCCCUCCUUUGAGGGUUGGGUCCGCGAGGCGGGCUUCACCAACGUACAGAAGCACGAAUUUAAACUUCCCAUUGGACCGUGGCCCAAGGAUGCGCGGUUGAAGGAAUGUGGGAGCUUUAUGCGGGUCAAUUUCAUCGAGGGGGUCGAGGGGUUCACCGCGCAGCUCUUCAUCGAUGUGCUGGGCUGGACGCAGGAAGAUGUCGAUGCUCUGAACGCCGGGGUCCGGGCUGAGGCUCUAAAGGGAGCGGUCCACCCCAUUUUCGAUUUCUUGGUGGCAGCGCAGGAGUCCAUCACCUGGCCGAACUUGGACCUUAUCUUGCUUGCUGUAUGUCGGGUAACAAGAGGUGGUGAUCGUGCUUCCGGGGAGAGAUGUCACACAUAGAAUAGCCUUCCAC
Messenger RNA from Aspergillus uvarum CBS 121591, 1226 nucleotides. Its product is annotated as class I SAM-dependent methyltransferase. The transcript is spliced from 3 exons. The coding region runs from base 146 to 1213 and encodes 355 amino acids. The record is from RefSeq and is a predicted model, not a curated record. NCBI's taxonomy places the organism in Eukaryota, Fungi, Ascomycota, Eurotiomycetes, Eurotiales, Aspergillaceae. Gene Ontology annotation, molecular function: methyltransferase activity.